Messenger RNA from Ilyonectria robusta, 333 nucleotides. RefSeq names its product BTB/POZ protein. Gene Ontology annotation, biological process: ubiquitin-dependent protein catabolic process. The record is from RefSeq and is a predicted model, not a curated record. NCBI's taxonomy places the organism in Eukaryota, Fungi, Ascomycota, Sordariomycetes, Hypocreales, Nectriaceae. Gene Ontology annotation, cellular component: elongin complex. Gene Ontology annotation, molecular function: protein-macromolecule adaptor activity. The coding region runs from base 1 to 333 and encodes 110 amino acids. The transcript is spliced from 4 exons.
AUGGACGCUCAAGCACCCAGCAAGUAUAUCACGCUCGUUUCCGCCGAUGGAUUCGAGUUUGUUGUGCUCCGAGAAGCCGCCAUGGUGAGCCCCAUCAUCAAGGGCAUGCUGGACGUGAGGAGCCAGUUCGCCGAGGCCAAGGACGCCCGCUGUGUCUUUCAGGAGAUGAGUGCAAUGGUUCUUGACAAAGUGGUCGAGUACUUCCACUACUGGUACCGAUACCAGAACAGUGAGGACGUUCCUGACAUGGACAUCCCCGUUGAGCUUUGCCUCGAGCUCUUAGCUGCAGCUGAUUACCUGGGCCUGGACCAGGCGAACAUGAGCAUGAAGUGA